AUGGCCACCGCGUAUGGUCCUAUAGAUAUCGAGUGGAGAUACGAGAUGCGCAGGGAAUGCCAGGAAAUCCUUCCAGGCCUCUUCCUCGGCCCUUUUGUAGCCUCAAAAUCCCUCGAUACACUCAGAAACCUCGGGAUCUCACAUAUUGUCUGCAUUCGCGAUGCGAAGGAGGCAUUCUCUGUGCGACCCCGCUUCCCAGAACGCUUCAAGUACUUGACGCUGGACGUGGAGGACAACGAAGAGCAAAACCUCAUCCGCCUUUUUCCCGGUGCCAAACAAUUCAUCGACUCGGCGAUCGGUCAAGGUGGACGUGUGUUAGUUCACUGCAACGGCGGAAUCAGUCUAUCGCCCGCCUUCGUCGUCAUGUUCGUUAUGCAGCACUACCAGAUCUCAUGGGAGGACGCCCUCCAUCUUGUUCAAAACCGACGCUACUGUAUAUCGCCCAACGGUGGUUUCCUGACUCAGAUCAAGGAGUACGAGGCCAUCUAUAAGGCCAACGUUGCACAUGCUAGCUUCCCUCAAACACAACGAGCAGCACCGCGGCGUAAGCGGGAAGUCGAUGAUGAUGACGAUGAUGAUGAGAGGCAAGUUGCUUUGUUUUCACUUUGGCGCCUUGUAUUUAUAGAAAACCCCAGGGAGGAAGAUCGCAAACGGCCGCUAGUGCAGAAUGAUUCGCAAGAGGUUGAUCCAAACGCAAUGGAGACUUGA
This is a messenger RNA of Cyclocybe aegerita, 708 nucleotides long. The record is from the annotation of a GenBank genome assembly. Lineage: Eukaryota; Fungi; Basidiomycota; Agaricomycetes; Agaricales; Hemipholiotaceae.